AUGAGUGACCAGCCAUUAAGUGGCAAAGAAGAAGAAGAACAUGUUCAAGAACAGAAAUUUCUCGAACGAGUUAGAAAGAUUCAUACUGAAGUGGAGGCACAACUUAAUGUUCCCAGUAACAAUAUAAAGUUCGCCAUGAUAAGCAUCAUGUGCCAUGUAACUUCAAAGAAGGUAAUCUAG
Messenger RNA from Prunus armeniaca (apricot), 180 nucleotides. The record is from the annotation of a GenBank genome assembly. Lineage: Eukaryota; Viridiplantae; Streptophyta; Magnoliopsida; Rosales; Rosaceae.